UAUCCACGCCUGCUAUAGCGCCCCGUGGGCCGGCUGCUGUCUCCUCCCCGGAUAUUCACUGCUUUUUUCCGGGACUCUCGUAGUUAAAGCUACGUCUGCACGCCACGCCUGCACUUCAUUCCGCUGAAUGCUCCGCGGUACCGAAAGAAAAAUGAAGUUCCUUGUCGCCGUCACGGUCAUUGUGGGAUCCCUAGUUUUGUUGCUUUCCGUCAGCGGCUCGCAUGCUGAUGAGAAGAAGAAAGGACCCAAAGUCACGGCCAAGGUGUACUUUGAUAUGCGAAUCGGGGAUGAGGAUGUAGGUCGGAUUGUAAUCGGAGUAUUCGGCAAAACUGUCCCGAAGACUGUAGAUAACUUUGUCGCAUUGGCCACCGGAGAGAAAGGAUUCGGCUACAAAGACAGCAAAUUCCACCGUGUCAUAAAGGAUUUCAUGAUUCAGGGAGGAGACUUCACCCGUGGAGAUGGCACCGGAGGAAAGAGCAUCUAUGGGGACCGGUUCCCUGAUGAGAACUUCAAGCUGAAGCACUAUGGUCCAGGCUGGCUGAGCAUGGCCAACGCAGGCAAGGACACCAACGGCUCCCAGUUCUUCAUCACCACCGUCCAGACGCCCUGGCUGGACGGGAAGCACGUGGUCUUCGGCAAAGUCCUGGAGGGCAUGGAUGUCGUGAGGAAAAUCGAAGGCACGAAGACGGACGGCAGAGAUAAGCCUCUAAAAGAUGUCAUCAUCCACGACUGUGGCAAAAUUGAUGUAGAGAAGCCGUUCGCGAUUGCUAAGGAGUAAAUUAAGGGGUUUCUCUUAGGGGGUGGGAUAUAUUGGGGUUGUACCAGGUCAGCUGUUUGGAGGAUGCAGGUGUUUCCCAGUGGGCUGGUCCUGUGAGGUUCAUCCUGAGGUUUGCUGACCAGCAGUGGUGCCUGUUGCUCUUUCAUAGCAUCACUGACCUUCCUGACCCUCAGCUAACACCUUGCCUCACUUAAGGAAAGACGUUCCAGAUGGAUGUUCAGCAGUCACCUGCCUGUUUUUUGUAAAGAUGUACCUUCAAUAAAAGGAUUAAAUUUUUAAA
Messenger RNA from Brienomyrus brachyistius, 1058 nucleotides. Its product is annotated as peptidyl-prolyl cis-trans isomerase B-like. Gene Ontology annotation, molecular function: peptidyl-prolyl cis-trans isomerase activity. Gene Ontology annotation, cellular component: intracellular membrane-bounded organelle. Gene Ontology annotation, biological process: protein folding; protein peptidyl-prolyl isomerization. NCBI's taxonomy places the organism in Eukaryota, Metazoa, Chordata, Actinopteri, Osteoglossiformes, Mormyridae. The record is from RefSeq and is a predicted model, not a curated record.